Messenger RNA from Linum tenue, 801 nucleotides. Lineage: Eukaryota; Viridiplantae; Streptophyta; Magnoliopsida; Malpighiales; Linaceae. The record is from the annotation of a GenBank genome assembly.
AUGGGUACAAUCCCAAAAUGGAUUGGUGGAUUGCGUCAACUGAGUUAUAUCUUCUUGAAUGACAACCAGUUUCAUGGAGAUCUUCCAGAUACAUUUUGCUUGGAAACCUCAAAGUUGAUUGACGUUUCUCAUAAUCAUAUGUCCGGUCAUAUCAGCUAUGAAAUAUUCACAUCAAACGGCACCAACUGCAAUGGACGGAAUGCGUAUGAUAAUCCCCAGCGUGAUAUGGAGUUCGUCACAAAGACAAAAACAUAUACUUACCAUGGGUGGCCUCUCUAUUAUAUGAAUGGUUUAGAUUUCUCGAGCAACAAUUUCACUGGCGAGAUCCCUCCUCAAAUUGGCCACUUGGGUAACACCAAAGUUCUUAAUUUUUCCUACAACAUGUUCACAGGACCCAUCCCGCUGACUAUUGCAAACCUAUCACAGAUUGAGAGUUUGGAUCUUUCUCACAAUAAUUUGGGUGGGGUGAUUCCUUCUCAAAUUACGGAGUUGCACUCUCUAUCCACUUUUAGCGUGGCUUGCAACAACUUAUCUGGAAAGUGUCCUCAAAAGAUUGCACAAUUCAGUACAUUUGAUGAAGAAGGAGAAAGAGGGUUCAUUGACAUGGAGAGUUUCUACGUUAGUGGCUCAGUAUCUUAUGUCAUGGUGUUGUUGGUAAUAGCGAGUGUUUUGCAUAUAAAUCCAUAUUUCCGACGAGUAUGGUUUUAUUGCAUUGAUGUCACCAUAACUACUUGCUAUUAUUUUGUGGUGGAUCAUCUUCCAGUUCCAACCAAGUACAAGGUGUGGGAACCUCGAUUCUAG